This is a messenger RNA of Fulvia fulva, 954 nucleotides long. Its product is annotated as Short-chain dehydrogenase/reductase prx4. The transcript is spliced from 2 exons. Lineage: Eukaryota; Fungi; Ascomycota; Dothideomycetes; Mycosphaerellales; Mycosphaerellaceae. Bases 1 to 954 code for a protein of 317 amino acids. Gene Ontology annotation, cellular component: cytoplasm. Gene Ontology annotation, molecular function: oxidoreductase activity, acting on the CH-OH group of donors, NAD or NADP as acceptor. The record is from RefSeq and is a predicted model, not a curated record.
AUGGCUUCUGAGGUAUACACUUUGACGCCGGAUAGUGCGAACCCGCCCCGCAACAAGACCAUCCUCAUCACUGGCGGAGCAGGCGGCAUUGGUUUAGCCACAGCCUUAUAUCUCCACGGACCAGCAUACGAGAACAAUGUCGUCGUCCUCGACAUAGCGUCAUCACCGAAACUUAUCGAGAAGUCUGAUCUAAACCAGUCACCACGCUUCCUCUACUGCCAAUGUGACAUCCUAUCCUGGACUUCUCAACGAGAUGCUUUCGCCCAAGCUGCUCAGAAGUUCGGCGGCAUCGACUGUGUUUUCGUCAACGCUGGUCUAGCUGAACUGGGCGAGCAGAUUUGGACUGACGUCUAUGACAGCGAUGGCAAGCUAGCCGAGCCCCAAAGAGCAACCAUCGACGUCGACAUUCGUGCAGUGGGCGACACCCUGAAACUGGCCAUGUACCAUUUGCGAAACGACUCUGCUGCUUCUGCGAAGAAGGGCUCGGGCGAAGGUCGAGGCGGGAGUAUCGUGAUGACUGCAUCAUUGGCAGGCUACCUGGCCUCAGCAGGCGCACCUCUGUACUCUGCCGCAAAGCAUGGAGUCGUCGGAUAUCUACGUGCUCUGAAAGGCGACUGCGCCAAGACUGGCAUUGCCAUCUCGGUCAUCGCACCGGGCAUCACGCUCACGAACAUCAUCGUUGGACGGAAAGAGGGCCAAUCUCUGGAGGACUGGGGCCAAGAUAUGGCUCGGCGUGGUGUGCCGAUCAAUGAUGCCGAAACGAUCGCGCUGACAGUGGCGAACCUCAUGGGUGAAGGACUCAAAGCGAAUGGCAAAGGCGUACUGAUACAGGCGAACAAGAUGCAGGAUCUGGAAAGUGGCAUUGCGAAGUCGAGAGCGCAGUGGAUGGGAAAGGAGAUGUUAGAAUCGUUUCGAGGAGGAAGAAAUGCCCCAUUGUUCCCGAACAAGCUAUGA